CACUGGUUACUGGUCCAUGAAUGACAUGGCCUGGGAGAAUGUGGAAAUUCCUGAAACACAGAAUGGGUUUAUUUACAGCACACCACACAGCAUUGGGGCUGGUUUUCAAGCCGCCAGAAGAAGAGCUGAGGCUGCUAUAACAUGGCUCGGAACCACAAUUACAGCGCCAAUUAUGAUUGUGAUCUAUAUGUUCUACAUGUUGUAUCAAGUCUUUAAGAACAUCGCAGCCCCAUUUGUCAGGACCUUUUAUUGGGCAAGAGACAGGAUUCUGGUCAUUUUUCAAGAAGCCAGAAGAAAAUUUCAGAUGCAACAACAAAAUGAGGCAGCUACAAUGUGUGCACCUUUGAGAUUUACAGUGGCUGCUUUCACUGUGAUUUUCAUGUUCUACAUGUUCUAUCCACUCUUUGAGACCCCAGCAGGUCCAUUUCAGACAACCGCUUGCUGGGCAUCCGACUGGGUUCUGGCAGUUUUUCAAGAAGCCAGAAGAAAAAUUCUAUUGGGACAACAAAUUGGGACAGCUACACUGUGGCCAACAUUGAAAAUUACAAUAGCAGCUUUCACUGUGAUCAUUAUGUUCCACAUCCUCUAUCAACUCUUUGUGAACAUCGCAGCUGCAUUUCAGACAACUGUUUACUGGGCAACAAACAGGAUUCUGGCAAUUUCUCAAGAAGCCAGAAGAAAAAAUCUUAUGAGGCAAUACACUGGGACAGCGACGCAGUGGGCAACAUUGCAAAUUACAGUAGCUGCUUUCACUGUGAUCUUUAUGUUCCACAUGCUCUAUCAACUCUUUGUGAGCAUCGCAGCUGCAUUUCGGACAAUUGUUUACUGGCCAAUAGACUGGAUUCUGGCAGUAAUUCAAGCAGCCAGAAGAAAAAUUCAGAUUGGACAACUAAUUGAGGCAGCUACAACCUGGGCAACAUUGAGAAUUACUGUGGCAGCUUACACUGUGAUCUUUAUGUUCCACAUGUUCUAUCAACUCUUUGAGAAGGUCACAGCUGAAACUUUUUACUGAGCAAUAGACUGAAUUAUGG
Messenger RNA from Oreochromis aureus, 1031 nucleotides. RefSeq lists its product as uncharacterized. Lineage: Eukaryota; Metazoa; Chordata; Actinopteri; Cichliformes; Cichlidae. The coding region runs from base 17 to 1012 and encodes 331 amino acids. The record is from RefSeq and is a predicted model, not a curated record. The transcript is spliced from 2 exons.